AUGGUGACAACGACGUCCACAAUCUCGUUUCGGCGCCAUGACCUCGACAACCUGCGCACCUCGCUGACGGGGCUCGUCAUCCUGCACCACACGUCCAUCAGCUUUGGCGGGCUCGGGUCAUGGCCGUUCCAGUCCGUCAGCGUGCCCGGCGUGGUCCCCACCGUGGCGGCAUUCAACGCCUUCAACCAGUCCUUCUUCAUGGGCUUGUUCUUCUGGAUCUCCGGCCGCGUGUCGGCACAGUCUCUCUCGCGGUCGUCCUCGCGCGGGGCGUUCAUAAGGUCGAAGAUCCGCAGGCUCGUGCUGCCGGCGGCCGUCUACACGGUCCUCGUGAACCCAGUCGUUGCGGUGCUUGGGCUGCCCAGUUGGGACAGGAGAAUAGUGCAGAAGACUCUCUGGGCCUCUGUCAGUGGUAUCAGAGGUGCCCGUGGGCCGGUGUGGUACCUUGCGACGCUGGCCAUGUUUGAUAUCAUCACCGCCGUGCUCUACAAGAUUCCCGCCGCCGCUUCACCCACGACAGUGUCAAAGUCGGAGAAGCAAACAGUCAGUACCGCCCCAUCGUGGCUCAACUACAAGUCCGUCUCAACCUGGGGCUGGAUCCCAGUCGGCCUGGCGUGCUUCGUCAUCCGACUUUGGGAACCUCUGGGAGAAAGAACACCCGUAAUCAGUGUCCAGCUGGGCUACACGAGCCAGUUCGUGUACGCCUACGUACUUGGCCACAUGUCGCACUGGUCCAACGAGGAGCGCAUGAUCAGCCCGCUUGAGCAAAAAAAGAAGAACAAGAAGAAGCAGACAAGCACUAGCAACAAGGACAACAGAGAUAUAAACCCGUCACUGGCACUCGCGAGCGCCAUAUCGCUAUCGGCCCUGGCUCUCAUGCCCGUCCCUGCGCUCAUAGCGACUGACACCUUCGACGCCAACGAGAUCACCUCCCAGAUGAGGGGCGGCUGGAACAGCUUUGCGUUUGGCUAUGCCAUGUGGAACGAGUUCUCCUUCGCACUGAUGGGCCCGGCGCUGAUGGCAUAUUUCCGCCGCUGGCACUCAUCGGGCCCGAAGAACAGAGACGGCGGCGGCAAGCAAGGCGUUGUCAGUGCCAGGAAUGCAUACGCGGCGUUCCUGGUGCAUGCACCUGUCGGCAUAGCCAUCUCGAGGGUGUUGGAUACAUGCCUGUGUUGGGGAGGUGCGCGACCGGCGUGGAUGGACACGGCCGUGUGGACGGUGCUCGGUCCGCUCGUGAUGACGGGCAGUGCUGGGCUCAUGAGCGUCUAUGGCUCUUUCCUCGUGGGCAGUAAACUGCUUGAGUGGGUUCCGGGGAUGACGGCGAUUCUGUGACCAGCUGCUCCCAGAGUACGCAAGACAUGCUUUAGGAAGCCAUAUAAGUUUUACUUUGAAACAAUGAGAAUAUUCAUG
Microdochium trichocladiopsis is the source of this 1407-nucleotide messenger RNA. RefSeq names its product acyltransferase 3. The record is from RefSeq and is a predicted model, not a curated record. NCBI's taxonomy places the organism in Eukaryota, Fungi, Ascomycota, Sordariomycetes, Xylariales, Microdochiaceae. Gene Ontology annotation, molecular function: acyltransferase activity, transferring groups other than amino-acyl groups. Bases 1 to 1329 code for a protein of 442 amino acids. The transcript has a single exon.